AUGGAGAUCGAACCGACGGACGACGUGUACUUCACCUUUGAAGGCCGUCUGGCCUCCUUUCAGAAGACCAAGAAGCGCGGCUCGACCGCCAAGGGAGCGCGGGCGUUGAACUGGCCUCAUAAGAAGAUCGACCCAGAACAGCUCGCUCGCGCUGGGUUUUUCUUCCAACCAUGGCCCGAGAACCCCGACAAUGUCGCAUGCUACCUCUGCCACAAGUCCAUGGAUGGCUGGGAAGAGGGCGACGACCCGCUCAUUGAGCAUCUCAAGCACUCCACGUCGUGCGGCUGGGCGAUAUGCGCAGCGGUGGAAAGCGAGGUGGAGGGAUUCGCGCAAGCGCACCCUGCAGAGAAGGACAUGGUGGAGGCUCGAAAAGCGACAUUUGCUGGGCGGUGGCCACACGACGCAAAGAGGGGCUGGAAGUGCAAGACGAAGCAGCCAUGCCAAUAUGCUGACAAUGGCAGCGACGAGCACUACAACCGAUCACCGCACUGUCCCUUCUUUGCCUUGUCGGCACUGCCGAAGCCAAAGGCCUCCCGUGCAAAGACUGCCCGAGGAUCCAAGGUGUCCCGGCUCUCUACGCAAUCUAUCGCGACCUUCACCUCUGAGGCUCCUUCACUGGCCGAAACGACAUUUGCCACGGCAGUUGGUAACGACACUGUGCUAUCGACGACGUCUACAAUGGCAACGAAGAAGGGCCGUGCGCCCAAGGCGGCCACAACGGCCAAGGGGAAGAAGAGCAAAGCAAAGAAGGGUGAGCCUGCACCGGAACCAGAAGAACAGGUCCCAUUCGAAGAGGUCCAGCUCGAGGCAGAUCGAGAAGUGACCCCAGAAGCUCCGCCCCCCAAAAAGGCCACUCGCGGAAAGAAGCGUGGCAGUGAAGCUGUAAACGACUCUAUCUUGACUGUAACCUCGGAAGUGCCCGCGCGGAAGAAGAGAGCCACCACGACGCAUGGCAGCGUGGCUGUCGACAGCUCUGUUGCUGAAGCGACGGAUGACUCGCAGAUGACGGACGUACCGGCGCCAGCGCUUAAGAAAAGGACUACAGCUAAGAAGGGACGCGCAUCCGCAGCCAAGUCACGGAAGGCUUCACAGUCGAAACCCCUGGCGGUAGCGGAGUCUCCUGCCCAAGAGCCUCCGGUGAUGUUUCCCGACGAUGACGAAAUUGAGAGACAGCUUGAAGCCGACCUUGAGCGCCCUCUGACUGACGAUGAUGACAUUACCGCCGACUCAGAUUCGGAAAGGAGGAAAGCCAAGGCAAAAUCCAACCAGGCCAAGGCGGCAGGGCAAGAAAAAUCCGCCGACUACGCCAUGUUUGAUCCCUCACCGCCGGAGGAGCUUCAAGAAGCGGAGGUCGACGCCGAGCUGGAAGCCCUGCGCAACGAGAUGGAAGUAGAACCGGUGGAGUCCCAGAUCCCGCCCGGAUCCUACUCUGACUUGGACCGCGAACCGGCUGUGCCAGAGGAGCCGGAACAGCUGACGGUUCCCAAAAAGGGUCGCAAGGCUGGCACAACGAAAGCAUCAAAACAGACCAAAACGAAAAAGGCAAAAGUUGUUACAGCACCCGUGGCAGAAGAGCCCGAACCAGAACCUGAGCACGGAUCUGAGCUUGAGCCUGAAAUUGAACCUCAUGAUAUCGAGGCUCCUGGUGCGAGAAACGAGAGUAUUGGCAGCACAGACACCGUGGUCAAGAACACAGAGGUGGAAAUCGAGGAGGAAUCUGAUGGGCGCCCAUCAUUCCACUCCGCCGCCUCUCGGAAAUCGACCACGGCGGAGAAGCUUGUGGAAGAGCCUGUGGUCAAGAAGAAGCCUCGGGGUCGGCCCUCGAAGGCAUCGCUCGCAUCGCAAAAAUCAGUGGAGUUUGUAGACGUGCCGAUCGAAGCUCCAGAACCCAUUGCUGAGCCCACUGCCAACAUCAAGAAGAAGCUCACGAAGAAGGCUGCACCAGCCCCCGAGUCAGCUCCAGAAGCAGCCAGUGAUGAGAUCGAAUUUCUUGAACCUCCUUCAGCAGCACCACAGCCAGCCAAGCGCUCCCGCGGUCGGCCCUCGAAAGCCUCCCUUGGAGCUCAAGCCCCCGUCGAGAGCACUAAGCCGGCGGAUGAUCCGGUCGUGGUGGUCGAGGCGGUGCAAAAGCCAGCUAAGAAGGGUCGUGGUCGGCCAUCGAAGGCGUCCACUGAGGCCCUGGGAGAGCCAGCAGAGGCAGAUGAACCCAAGGUCGAGCAUGUCGCGCCGGUGGAAGCCCCGGCGCCUGCGAAGCGCGGCCGAGGACGUCCGUCCAAAGCAGUCCAGGAGGCAUCUGCCGCUGCCGCUGCCGCUGCCGCUGCCAGCUCACAGCCUCAGCCUCAGCCGGCGGAGCAAGCACCCAAACGCGGGCGUGGAAGACCACCCAAGAAGUCAUCCAUUGAAAGCAAGCCCGAAGAGGUGGAGGCUCAACUCCAACAGGAGGCCAUGGAUGCUGAGGCGAGGCAAGUUCAUCCGUCACAAGAUGACGACUUGGAGAUACUGGAGGACGAGCCUGACCUGCCGCCUACCCAGGAGGCAGUCACUUUACCGUCAUCUCCGCCAGGCAGGCAGGCAGCCCACCCACCUUCGACGCCAGGCCUUAGUGCUACGUCGGCGCGUCAGGCCGGUCUAUCCCCCUCGCAAUCACCCCAGUCGUCCGAUGCCGAAAACCAGCCGCCUAGCUCGAGACCCACGGGCAGCGUCACCACCCAGCGGGUUGCGCUGGCGCCCAUGGCGGCCACACCGACGCGGCUCUCCCCAUCGAAGCGAAACAUCUUGUCCAACCUGCAAAGUAAGACGCCGUGGAAGGCCGUCGACCUCGAUGCCGUCCUCGAGUCACCUCUCAAGGGAAGUGCCCACCCAGACGAGAACACGGUGGAUCGCCUCCUGCGCAAAGGCGGCGACCUGACAGCGAAGGAGAAGGGUAUGACGGUGGAGGAAUGGGUCCACUACAAUGCCAGCCUGGCGGAGGAUAUGCUCAAGGGCCAGUGUGAGAAGAUGGUGAGCCGCUUUGAGAGUGAAGGUGGGCGCGCAAUGAAUGUUCUCGAGAACAUUGAGGUGGAAUAG
This is a messenger RNA of Emericellopsis cladophorae, 3066 nucleotides long. RefSeq lists its product as uncharacterized. Gene Ontology annotation, molecular function: DNA binding. The transcript is spliced from 3 exons. Lineage: Eukaryota; Fungi; Ascomycota; Sordariomycetes; Hypocreales; Bionectriaceae. Bases 1 to 3066 code for a protein of 1021 amino acids. The record is from RefSeq and is a predicted model, not a curated record.